AUGGUCCAGUUUCACCAACAGGACACCCUGAGGAGCCACAAGGACCAUGCCUGGAGGAAAGCCCUGCUACCCUGCGUCUCUCCGGAGAGGCCUCGCUGGAGGCAACUCUACUCCAGCCCGACGUACAACCGCAUCGGUGACCUCAGCUGGAGCAUCGCCCACGGCACCGUCACCACCAACGCCUCCCUGGCGCGCUUCACCGACACGUCCCCGGAGUGCCGGUUCUGCGGUAAAGUGGAGAUGGUGACGCACCAAUACGUGGAGUGCAAGAGCCUGGACUCGCUGUGCAAGCCCAACCCCUCCCCCCCAACCCCCCCAACACAUCCCCCAACCCCUCCCCCCAACCCCUCCCCCCUACCCCUCCCCCCAACCCCUCCCCCCAACCCCUCCCCCCAACCCCCCCAACCCCUCCCCCCAACCCCUCCCCCCAACCACUCCCCCCAACCCCUCCCCCCAACCCCUCCCCCCAACCCCUCCCCCCAACCCCUCCCCCCAACCCCACCCCCCAACCCCCCCAACCCCUCCCCCCAACCCCUCCCCCCAACCCCUCCCCCCAACCCCUCCCCCCAACCCCUCCCCCCAACCCCUCCCCCCCAACCCCUCCCCCCAACCCCCCCCCCAACCCCUCCCCCCAACACCUCCCAACGCCUCCCCCCAACCCCUCCCCCCAACCCCUCCCCCCAUCCCCUCCCCCCAACGCCUCCCCCCACCCCUCCCCCCAAACCCCUCCCCCCAACGCCUCCCCCCAAUCCC
This is a messenger RNA of Lethenteron reissneri (Far Eastern brook lamprey), 753 nucleotides long. RefSeq lists its product as uncharacterized. Lineage: Eukaryota; Metazoa; Chordata; Hyperoartia; Petromyzontiformes; Petromyzontidae. The record is from RefSeq and is a predicted model, not a curated record.